AUGUGGCGAGUAUUGCUUAUUGUCGUUAAGGACGAAUUGAAACCGACGGUUUCCAUCUACUUUGAAUCUCUAUGCCCGGGAUCAAAGUUCUUCUUCAAACAAAUCCUGAAAAAACAUGUGGAUGCGAUGGACUUCAAGAAAGUUAACCUGGACUUCGUGCCGUUUGGAUUUGCUUCACACAAAGAAUUACCGGAAGGCAAGAAUGAGUGGAAAUGUCAACACGGAGAGCCAGAAUGCCAUGGUAACCGAAUGCUGGCAUGUGCUGUGCAUGUGUUGACACCGGAGAGAUCCCCGGUAAAGCCAAAGCCUGAAGACGAAUUUCCGGGACACUUGAAAGAAGCCAGACCUAGAGGACAGAACCUUCUCCUGCAGUACAUGAUCUGCGUCAUGUCCUCAGGGAAUCCCCCGAAAGCAGGCGAAGAGUGUGCCCAAAGCGUCGGGGUUUCUUGGCUUGACAUCAACAAAUGUUUGUACUCACAAACUGGGGAAGAGCUCAUGUUGGCAAUGGAGGGUAAAACGAAGGGAAGGCAUCCAUCGGUUUCCCUUCUUCCUUGGAUCGAAUACGACGGGAUUCACUAUGAUCGAUCGUACCCGAAUUUCAUCGAAACUUUCAAUGCCUAUGUUCAAGCCAGGCCAGGCCACAACAAAAUUGAAGGACUUUGAAAAUAAUUCUCUCUUCGGGUGUUUCAUUCAAGCUCAGGAAUGAUUUAUCAGGCAAGGCUUUUUUCGUGGAAUUCCUCUCAAUCGGCUUCGAAACUUUUGCAUGGAAAAUAUUCCUUCGGUGUCAGCCUAUAGCGAUUGACGUACGAACACAUUCCAGCUGUUUUAUGUGAAUAAACCGAGUACAUUCUUCUUCUUUU
Notodromas monacha is the source of this 860-nucleotide messenger RNA. Lineage: Eukaryota; Metazoa; Arthropoda; Ostracoda; Podocopida; Cyprididae. The record is from the annotation of a GenBank genome assembly.